GUGACGCACACUCUUGACGUCGACUAGUGAACCGCGCGGGGAAACUGAUGUGAAGUUUAUCCUGCAGCAAAGGAUUUCUGUGUCUCGAAAACUGAAAAAUAAAAUCAGUAAUUUCUCAUUAAAACAUCUGCUCCAGUAAUAGAUACUAAUACAGAUGUUUUAUUAUAACCAGAGGAUGUCUGUGACGCUGCAGUGUCCUGGUUACCCUGAGGACACACUGCGCUCUCUGGCUGACAGACUGCCCUGCAGGGAGACACAGGUGACGUCACUGCUGUCACUCAUGGGACAGCCAGAUCAAUACAGUUAUCCUUCAAUCUUCAUCUAUGGCCACAGAGCAACAGGAAAGAGUCAUGUGGUGCUCACCAUCAUGAAAGAUCUGGAGCUCCCCCAUGCUUCAGUGGACUGUGUAGAGUGUGUGUCCGGAGGACUGCUGUUUCACCAGGUGUUGUCUGCCUUUUUCGGGCCAGAUGCUGGAGCAUUGCUCCCUCGGUGCCCGUCUUUGUCAGAUUUUGUGCGACUGUACAAACAGAUGAGCUCCAGCACACCUGCUACACAGACACGCUAUAUAAUUCUGGACAGAGCCGAACGCAUGAGAGAUAUGGAUUUCAGCCUGCUUCCUGCUCUUCUGCGCCUACAGGAGCUGGUAAAUGAUAAUGUGACUGUUAUCUUGCUCAGCGAAAUUGUGUGGGAAAAGUUUCGGCCCAACACUGGCUGCUUUGAACCUUUGCUCUUUCAUUUUCCAGACUACAGUAAAGCGGAGCUUGUGCAGAUUCUGUCUCGGGAUCAUCACCCAUCCUACACACCUGAACUCUACGCUUCCUACAUAAACAUCCUGCUGGGGGUCUUCUUCUCAGUGUGCAGGGAUCUAAGGGAGCUCAGGCACCUGGCUGUCCUGAAUUUUUCAAAGUUUUGUGAACCCUUGGAGAAAGGAGAAGCCAAAGAGAGUGAUAUUCACAAGUUAUGGAAAAACAUUGAGCCCCAUCUGCACAGAGCCAUGCAGACGGUUUACCUCCGAGAGGUGUCCAGCAUGCAGUGGGAGCAGCAGCAGAUGGACGAGAAGGAGGCCACGACGCUCAGAGGUUUAUCAGCACACGCUCACAUAGAGCUGCCGUAUUACUCCAAGUUUCUGCUGAUUGCUGCGUACCUGGCAUCCUUUAACCCUGCCCGCACAGAUCGACGCUUCUUCCUCAAGAGUCACGGGAAAAUAAGAAAGACUAAUUUCCUGAAGAAACAUGAGAAGACUAGUAACCAUCUGUUGGGACCGAAGCCUUUUCCUCUUGACAGACUGUUGGCCAUAUUCUACAGUGUGGUUGAUAGCAGAGUUGCACCUACAGCCAGUGUCUUCUCACAGAUUUCGUCUCUAGUUACUCUGCAGCUUCUCUCUCAGGUGGGGCAUGAUGACCAGCUGGACUCACCCAAAUACAAAUGUGCCGUUUCUCUGGACUUCAUUCUUGCAAUCUCCAGAACUGUAAGCUUCGAUGUGGUGAGGUAUCUGUAUGACUUCCUGUGAGCCUGCUGCAGUGGAUAUGAAGCAGGCAUCUGAUCAGGCAAAAUCACUUGGGAUUACUUGAAUGGACUGCAGGAUGAAUAAAUGAUGUUACAGGAACUUCCUGCAUUCAUUAGUCCAACCAGAAAAUACUCAGUUUAAAGAAGAGACUCAUCCCUCCAGAGGAAAUUUGAUGGGUUUGGUGUGUUAUUAUGUGACACAAGUUAAAAUUGUUCUAAUAAAAACUGUAUAUUUUGUUAUA
Messenger RNA from Rhinichthys klamathensis goyatoka, 1748 nucleotides. RefSeq names its product origin recognition complex, subunit 5 (gene orc5). Lineage: Eukaryota; Metazoa; Chordata; Actinopteri; Cypriniformes; Leuciscidae. Gene Ontology annotation, molecular function: DNA replication origin binding. The transcript is spliced from 15 exons. Bases 155 to 1510 code for a protein of 451 amino acids. Gene Ontology annotation, cellular component: nuclear origin of replication recognition complex; nucleus. Gene Ontology annotation, biological process: DNA replication initiation; DNA replication. The record is from RefSeq and is a predicted model, not a curated record.